GGUUAGAGUAUUUUUGGGUGCGCCAAACGCGUCCUAAAUGGAAGCUGUCCCUGUUUGAGGCUCUGAAGUCAAGUGGGACUGUUUGUCCAAGAAACGACAGCAAAAGAGUGGGCGUUUCCUUUUCCAAACACAGAGAAGGGAGAAGAGAAAAAUGGCUGCCGGAGCCGGCGGAGGAAGAAGAAGAGGAGCAAAGAGAAGCUCCAAAUACAAGCAGCUGCCCAACAAUAAAAAAUCCCAACAAGAAAACCACCAUCACCACUUUAACUUGGACCAACAACAACAACGACAACAAAACCUCCUACUAAACCUCCUAAACGACGCCGUCUCCGCCGCCCACUCUUUUCUCUCCCAAAACGACCUCCUCCUCCUUCCUUCUCAAACCCUAGCCCUGGAGUCCCUCCUCUCCUCCACACUCCUCUCCCUCCGCAAAACCCUCCAACCCCUUUCUCCACCACCACCACCACCACCGUCGCAACCACCACCGCCGCAACAACAAUGCUGGUUCCGCCGCUUCCUCUCCGCCACUUCCUCCAACGCCCACGACCCACUCUGGUGGUCCCACGCUUUCCGCAUGUCCGAACCGUCCUUCACUCUCCUCCUCAGGCUUCUCACCCCCGCUCUCGACAACGCCAUCCCUUCCGUCCCGGCCAAUUACGUCCUCGCCGCCGCGCUCUACCGCUUGGCUCACGGCGCCACCUAUAAAGCCGUCGGCCGGCGAUUCGGGCUCGACUCGGCCGAAGCCUGCCGGGCCUUCUACACGGUUUGCAAGGCGAUCAACGAGAAACUCGGGCAUCUGUUCGAGUUCCGUUCCGAUAUCAAAAGGGUCGUGGUGGGAUUCGGGUGGAUUUCGCUGCCGAAUUGCUGUGGCAUAUUGGGGUUCGAGAGGUUCGGGAUUGAUGGGGAAGUUUUGGGGAAAAAUGGGUCUGUGUUGGUUCAGGGAUUGGUGGAUUCCGAAGGAAGGUUCUUGGAUAUUUCGGCUGGUUGGCCCAGUACGUUGAAACCCGAAACCAUUCUGCAACAGACCAAGCUCUACUUGGGUGUGGAGGAAUCUAGGGAGCUUCUCAAUGGUCCUCACUAUCAGCUCAGUGAUGGCAGUUCGAUUCCUCAAUAUAUAUUGGGUGACUCUGGCUUUCCUCUCCUCCCAUGGCUGUUAACUCCUUACGCAAGCAACACAAAUGAUGAUCAGCCUCGUCUUGGUUCGAAAGAAAAGGCAUUCAAUUCGGUGCAUAGCGGCGCAAUGGCGUUGGUCGGCACCGCAUUCGGGAGAGUUCGGACGCGGUGGCGGCUGCUGAGCAAGCAGUGGAAAGAAGAGUGCAUGGAGUUCUUGCCAUUUGUUGUUGUCACAGGUUGCCUGCUGCAUAAUUUUCUUAUCAAAUGCAGUGAGCCUAUGCCGGAUGAUGAAAACUUGGAGUGCUUAAAGGAGGAGGAUGUGGAGCUUCCUGUCUGUAAUGGAGAGAUGAAUGAGAGUGGAAAAAGGAUCAGGGAUUCGCUCGCCAAUCAUUUGAAUCGGGUUAGCUUAAGAAGAAGAUGAAUGCUUUUUGUUUCUUUCUUUUUUGAGAAUCUUGAAACAGUCUGCCCCCUUUUUUUUUUUUUUUUUUUUUGAACUUCGUAAAUGUAUUUAUAUGAAUUUUGAUAUCCUAAUGUAUGUACAUAGAAAAUGUAAAUCCAAAUCGAGCAAAGUUUUGACUCGAUUUUUUUUUUUUUUUUUUUGGCCUA
This is a messenger RNA of Ziziphus jujuba (common jujube), 1716 nucleotides long. Its product is annotated as protein ALP1-like. The record is from RefSeq and is a predicted model, not a curated record. Lineage: Eukaryota; Viridiplantae; Streptophyta; Magnoliopsida; Rosales; Rhamnaceae. Bases 152 to 1531 code for a protein of 459 amino acids. The transcript has a single exon.